Ipomoea triloba (trilobed morning glory) is the source of this 618-nucleotide messenger RNA. Its product is annotated as high mobility group B protein 13-like. The record is from RefSeq and is a predicted model, not a curated record. Gene Ontology annotation, molecular function: DNA binding. NCBI's taxonomy places the organism in Eukaryota, Viridiplantae, Streptophyta, Magnoliopsida, Solanales, Convolvulaceae. The transcript has 2 exons. Bases 1 to 618 code for a protein of 205 amino acids.
AUGGCCGACGCUAUUCCGGCGAAGAAAGGAAAAUCCAGAAAGGCAUUGAAGAAUCGGAAGGCUUCAUCGAGUGAGGCCAAUAUAAUGGCCGCCUCAGUCUCCGACGCACCCGUUGCUACAAUUCCAGCGGGAGAGUCCGCUGAAAAAGAGAACCAUGAGUACCUCUGCCAGAAGAAUUCGAAUAAAGGGGCCUCAAAGGAGAAAAAGCAAACAGAAGAGUCGUCAUUUGAGAAGGAAAUCCUAGAAAUGCAGGAGAAGCUUCAGCAGUUGAAGAUUGAAAAGGAGCAGUCUGAGGAGUUGUUGAAGGCCAAGGAAGAAAUGUUGAUACAGAAGGAGAAAGAACAAGAGAAGCUAGAAACGGAACUCAAGAAACUGCAGAAAAUCAAGGAGUUUAAACCCAAUCUCGGAGACAAAGAUGAAGAGAAGAAGAAAGGGGAGAAGGUGAAAAAGGCAGCUACACAGUACGUUGGAAAUGAGAAAUGUGAGGAAGAGGAGAAUCAGAAGAGCGCUGAAACGCAUGCAAUAAUCUCCGGUGAAGAGGCAAAACAGGUGCGACGCUCUACGCGAAUAAGGAAACCCGUGCAUUGGGUGAUCAGUGGAAAUUACGUCUAUAAAUAA